Bombina bombina (fire-bellied toad) is the source of this 945-nucleotide messenger RNA. Its product is annotated as olfactory receptor 2B2-like. Gene Ontology annotation, molecular function: olfactory receptor activity; G protein-coupled receptor activity. Gene Ontology annotation, cellular component: membrane. Gene Ontology annotation, biological process: G protein-coupled receptor signaling pathway. The record is from RefSeq and is a predicted model, not a curated record. The transcript has a single exon. NCBI's taxonomy places the organism in Eukaryota, Metazoa, Chordata, Amphibia, Anura, Bombinatoridae. The coding region runs from base 1 to 945 and encodes 314 amino acids.
AUGAAUUUGAAAAACGAAACAGAAGCCAAUGACUUUAUUCUUCUGGGACUUUCUGACGAUGCAUACACACAGAUCAUCCUUUUUGUGACAUUCCUUAUUAUCUAUAUGUUAAUUUUGAUUGGAAACUGCCUAAUCAUUACAGUAACUAUAACAGACAAUAACUUGCAGACUCCAAUGUAUUUUUUCCUCACUAACCUUGCAUUCCUUGAUAUCUGUUCUUCAACAUCGACUGUCCCUCGUAUGCUUAAAGAUUUUAUGUCAAUAAAGAAAGCGAUCUCAUUUGGAGAAUGUGCAGCACAAAUGUAUAUUUCACUCUCAUUAGGAGAAACUGAGUGUAUUCUGCUUGCUAUAAUGGGAUAUGAUCGCUAUAUAGCUAUAUGUUACCCUUUACAUUACACAGCAAUUAUAAAUAGGACGUCCUGUAUUAGAAUAGCUGCUGGCACAUGGAUAUGUGGCUUUCUGCUUUCAAUUGCCCAUGUCGCACUUACUUUAAAAAUAGACCUUUGUGGACACAAAAAGAUAAAUCAUUUUAUGUGUGAAGUCCCAGAAAUCAUAUCACUUGGGUGUGAAAAUAUAAUGAUCAUUGAAUUUGUAAUUUUUAUUGUUGGUGUGAUAAUUCUGCUCAUACCUGUCACUUUUAUUGUUACAACUUACAUCAAGAUCAUCAUUGCUAUUUUGAAAAUUGCAUCUUCAGCUGGACAGCAAAAAGCCUUCUCCACAUGUGGGUCACAUAUGAUUGUCGUGGCAUUAUUUUAUGGCUCAGCAAUAGCUGCAUACAUGAAACCCCAUUCUAAAUCUUUAUCAGAUACUGACAAGAUGAUUGCUCUUUUUUAUUUCAUCAUAACACCGAUGUUAAAUCCCUUAAUAUUCACACUGAGGAACAAGGAAGUUAAAACAGCUUUGAGAAAGUUCAGACUUAAGAAAAUGCGAUGUCUUCAGUUUUAA